This is a messenger RNA of Nannospalax galili (Upper Galilee mountains blind mole rat), 4837 nucleotides long. It is a transcript of the gene Atp8b3, whose product is annotated as ATPase phospholipid transporting 8B3. The record is from RefSeq and is a predicted model, not a curated record. NCBI's taxonomy places the organism in Eukaryota, Metazoa, Chordata, Mammalia, Rodentia, Spalacidae. The transcript has 30 exons. The coding region runs from base 200 to 3787 and encodes 1195 amino acids. Gene Ontology annotation, biological process: Golgi organization; phospholipid translocation. Gene Ontology annotation, molecular function: ATPase-coupled intramembrane lipid carrier activity; ATP hydrolysis activity; ATP binding. Gene Ontology annotation, cellular component: plasma membrane.
CCCGCCCCCGCACCCCCACCGCCCAUUUCAGACCGGUAAGCGCGGAGCUAACAGCUCCACACAAUCCACCGUCCUGGACGCCGCUGGCGGCUGGUCCUAAGCAGCCCGGCCCCACCCAGCCCGGCCUUCUCAGGAGAUUCUGGAUUCAGCAGACACCAACACAAGAAAAAGAAGAGAGGGAGAGGUGACCUGAGCCGGGAUGGGGGACACCCCAGCUACUCAGGGAGCCCCCAGGAGACGCAAGAUCCCCACUGGUCGGUCUGGGAAGUACAGAGUCAGAUCUGAAGGCCUGACCAACAUGAGCACAGUUAACUUUGGGGACGAGCUACAAGAUAAAGACACAGAGUUCACCUGGGAGGUGAAGGCCAACGACCGAGCUUACCACAGGCAGUUCAAAGACAAAGGCUUCCUAUGCUGGAGGAGACAGAAAUACAAGAACAACGCCAUCCACACAGCCAAGUACAACAUCUUCUCCUUCCUACCGCUGAACCUGUAUGAACAGUUUCACCGCGUGUCCAACCUCUAUUUCCUCCUCAUCAUCAUUCUGCAGGGUAUCCCUGAGAUCUCCACACUCCCCUGGUUCACGCUCUUUGCCCCAUUGGUCUGCCUGCUUGUGAUCCGAGCCACCCGGGACCUGGUGGACGAUAUUGGACGCCACUGGAGUGAUAAGGCCAUAAACAACAGGCCCUGCCAGAUCCUGAGAGGGAAGAGCUUUCUGUGGAAGAAAUGGAAACAUUUGUGUGUGGGAGACGUUGUGUGUCUCAGCAAAGACAGCAUUGUCCCGGCAGACUUGCUGUUGUUGGCCAGCACGGAGCCCAGCAGCCUGUGCUAUGUGGAGACUGCAGACAUCGAUGGGGAGACCAACCUGAAGUUCAGACGGGCCUUGACAGUCACCCACCAUGAACUUACCAGUGCAAGGAAGAUGGCAUCCUUCAAGGGUAUGGUGAUCUGUGAGGAACCCAACAGCCGGAUGCAUCACUUUGUGGGGAGCCUGGAGUGGAACAAUAGGAAAUACCCACUGGAUAUUGGAAACCUCCUCCUGCGGGGCUGCAAGAUCCGAAAUACAGACACUUGCUAUGGCCUGGUUAUCUAUGCUGGUUUUGACACAAAGAUCAUGAAGAACUGUGGAAAGAUCCAUCUGAAGAGGACCAAGCUUGACCUGCUCAUGAACAAGCUGGUGAUCCUGGUCUUCAUGUCCCUGGUGGUGGUGUCUCUGGUUCUGAUGCUGGGCUUCAACUUCAUGAAGAAGGAGUUCAAGGUCAAACACUACUACAUGUCGAUGCUGCCUCAGCGCUCUGAGGCCAUGGAAUCCUUCCUCAUCUUCUGGGGCUUCCUCAUCCUCCUUAGUGUCAUGGUCCCCAUGGCCAUGUUCAUUAUAGCCGAAUUCAUCUACCUGGGCAACAGCUUUUUCAUCAACUGGGACCUACAGAUGUACCAUGAGCCCCAGGACAUGCCAGCCAAGGCCCGAAGCACCAGCCUCAAUGACCAACUGGGUCAGGUUCAGUAUAUCUUCUCUGACAAAACAGGUACCCUGACCCAGAACAUCAUGACCUUCAAAAAGUGUUGUAUCAACGGUUACAUCUAUGAUUCAGAUGAUGAACAUGGGACCCUCAGGAAGCGGAACCCUUACACCUGGAACCAGUAUGCAGACGGCAAGCUCCACUUCUACAACAGGGAGCUGGAGUUCAUUGUCAGGGGCCAGCAGGACAUCUCAGUGCAGGAGUUUUGGCGUGUGUUGGCCAUUUGUCACACUGUGAUGGUUCAGGAGAAAGACAAUCAGCUGCAGUACCAGGCCGCCUCCCCAGAUGAGGAGGCACUGGUCACCGCUGCCCGGAACUUCGGCUAUGUGUUCCUGUCUCGGACCCAGGACACCAUCACGCUGGUGGAGCUUGGGGAGGAACGCGUCUACCAGGUUUUGGCCAUGAUGGAUUUCAAUAGUGUCCGAAAGCGAAUGUCGGUGCUGGUCCGAAACCCAGAGGGUUCCAUCCGUCUCUACACAAAAGGGGCUGACACGGUCAUCCUGGAGCGUCUUCACAAGAAGGGGGCCAUGGAGGCUACCACAGAGGAAGUCUUGGCUGUCCCUCUCCUCUGGUCUGGCCUGCAGAGUUGGGAAUCAGCUGUGUGUCCAAGGGUUUUGCUGAGUGACCUCAGGAUGUCAUGGUCUGCUGUGGGGAGGGCCUUCGCAGAGCAGACCCUGCGCACCCUAUGCCUGGCCUACAAGGAGGUGGCUGAGGACGCUUACAAACAGUGGGAGCCAGAGCACCAGGAGGCUGCACUCCUGCUGCAGAAUCGUGCGCAGGCCCUGCACCAGGUGUACAACAAGAUGGAGCAGAACCUGCAGCUGUUGGGAGCCACGGCCAUCGAAGACAAGCUGCAGGAAGGGGUCCCCGAGACCAUCAAUUGCCUUAAAAAGGGGAACAUCAAAAUAUGGGUGCUGACGGGGGACAAGCCAGAGACAGCAGUGAACAUAGGCUUUGCUUGUCAGCUGUUGUCGGAGAGCAUGCUCAUUCUAGAAGACAAAGACAUCAACCCUAUACUGGAGACCUACUGGGAGAGCAGCAACAAGCACAAGGCCCCCAAGCUGCUGGCCCACCAGAACAUGGCCUUGGUUAUCAAUGGGGACUUUCUGGAUCAACUGCUAGUGUCCCUGCAUAAGGAGCACCGGGCCCUGGUCCAGAAUGUGGUGGUGGAUGAGGCCCCUCAAGAGUCUGUCCAGUCCCGACAGAUCUCUCAGAUGUGGCGGAACUUCAGGUCUUCCAUGUCACCAUCACCGUCAGCUAUCUCCAAGACCCGAGAGAGCCCCGAGGUGCAGCGGGAGAGGGCCUUUGUAGACCUGGCUUCAAAAUGCCAGGCAGUAAUUUGCUGCCGGGUGACACCCAAGCAGAAGGCCCUGGUGGUGGCGUUGAUGAAGAAGUACCAACAGGUGGUGACGCUGGCCAUCGGGGACGGAGCCAACGAUGUGAACAUGAUCAAGACUGCAGAUAUUGGCGUGGGGCUGGCGGGUCAGGAGGGCAUGCAAGCAGUUCAGAACAGUGACUACGUGCUAGCCCAGUUCUGCUACCUGCAACGGCUGCUCUUGGUGCAUGGGCGCUGGUCCUACAUGCGGGUCUGCAAAUUCCUCCGCUAUUUCUUCUACAAGACUGUGGCCAGCAUGAUGGGUCAGAUCUGGUUCUCUCUGUACAACGGCUUCACUGCGCAGCCUCUGUACGAAGGCUGGUUCCUGGCACUCUUCAAUCUGCUGUACUCCACACUCCCUGUCCUCUACAUUGGGCUGUUUGAGCAGGAUGUGACCGCACAGAAGAGCCUGAGGAUGCCUGAAUUAUACACCGCUGGCCAGAAGGAGGAGCUGUUCAACUACACCAUCUUCCUACAAGCCAUCUUCCAUGGUGUCAUCACCUCCCUCAUCAACUUCUUCAUGACUGCACUGCUCAGCCACAACUUAUCUGUGUCCGGCAGCUCCAGCGACUACCAGUCCUUUGGGGUGCUGGUGGCGAUUUCCGGGCUGCUGUCUAUCACCUUGGAGGUGAUUCUGGUCAUCAAAUACUGGACUCUUCUGUGUGUGGGUAGCAUCAUCCUCAGCCUGGGCUCUUAUGUGUUCAUGACAAGCCUCACCCAGAGCCUGUGGCUGUACAAGCUCUCUCCGAAGACCUUCCCAUUUCUGUCCCUCCAGCCUGCUGGUGAUCUUGCUGAAUGUGGCCUUGAACAUGGUGCCUGCCCUGGGCUUACGCAUGAUCUACAGAGCUCUCUGGAAAUUGCGCCCCAAGGAGGAGGAGGAGGCCCCGAGUGAGGAGGUCGAGGUGGAGCCCACAGUGAUGCAUCUCCGCAGAGGGAUCCCGGCCCGGAGAUCCAGCUACGCCUUCUCCCACCGUGAGGGCUAUGCUGACCUCAUCACGCAGGGCACCAUCCUGCACAGGCCUACAGGAGACUUUGGGGACAUGACUUGUGACUUCCCAAUCCCAUUGGAGGAGGAACUUCCCUCAAUUGGCAAGGAAUCCAUAUGUAACCCUCGGAGGAUGUCUGUCUUGACCAGGAAGAAACACCAGCACUUAAGAAAGGGGUCCUCAGAGGACACCCACACCAACACUACCAGCUCCUACCCCACCAUGAACAGACAGGAUGCAAUCCACUCAGAGAACUAGAAGUGGCCUCCAGUCACCCCUGGCUUGUACACAUCAUUUCAGGGGUCACUGUCUGAUGACCAGGUCUUCCACAGUGCCAUUUCACAGUACACCCUGCAGACCCAGUGGAAGCACUUGGACCUGAGGUCUUCAUCCUCAGGGACAUCCUUAUGGAAGACCUGGCCCUUUACCAGUGAGAACCAGCCUGAAGCACUCCUGGGGGAAGCAAGGCCACUACCCAGGAUGACUGCCAACUCGUCCCUGGGAGAGACCCUCCAGUACGGCAAGACAGUUGUAUGUGAGUGAGCAGCACAGCUCUGAGCUGGAGCCCUGGCCCACAGAGACGCAAGCAGCACCGGUGCAGUGGCUGCCCCUCCCCUUCCAAGACCAGCUUCCACCCAGCUCGAACCAGCAGCCUCCACUGCUCCCGGAGAAGUAGGCAGCACCAUCAUGAAGCCAGUCAGCAAACAGCAGGACUUCGUCGGAAGACAGAGGGCUAUCUCUAUGCCUUUUUCUAAUAAACCAGGUCCCUCCUACCUGAGGGCUUCUUUGGACUCUUUUCUUUUAGGUGGAAGCCAGGGAAUAGUCCUUCCUGAGUUAAAAAAGAGAGCACUGACCCCUAGUAGUCAAGUGCAGUAAUUGCAGGAAAUGUUUUAAUUUUUAUAAUUUUGUUUCUUGAGACAGGGUCUCACUAUGCAGCCCCUGCUGGCCUCGAAUUC